AUGCCAUUCGAUGCUAAAAGUUAUGAAAAGUAUGAAUUUUACUCAGUAACUGAAAUAGAAGAAGGAUUUAUUCAUGUACAAUACAACAAUCCAAAAACUUUAAACGCAUUUACUGAUAGAAAUUGGUUAGAUUAUGGAGAAAUAUUUACUAGAUUAGAUCAAGAAGAUAAUGUAACUUUAAUAUUGGUUUCAUCAGGAGUUCCAAAAUCAUUUUCUUCAGGUUUAAAUUUGAAGGCAGCAACCGCAAUGAUGAGUAAAAAUGCUGAUAAACCAGAAAAAGAGCAAGUUGCGGAAUUACAUAAACAUAUUCGUGAUUUUCAAUAUAACAUAUCAGCACCAGCAAGAAUCAGUACUCCAACCAUUGGUAUACUUAAUGGUAUUAAUUAUGGUUUAGCAUUAGACAUGUCAAGUUGUUAUAGUAUUAGAAUUGCAGUUGAAGGUGCUCGUUUCUCAAUUGCUGAAGUUAAUAUAGGUAUUGCUGCUGAUAUUGGUUCGUUACAAAGAUUACCAAGAUUGAUUAACAAUAAAUCAAAAUUGAUGGAACAUGCAUUAUUAGGUGAUGUUUGGGGACCACAAGAAGCUUUAGAUUUAGGAUUUGUUAGCACUGUUGUAAAAUCCAUUGAUGAAGGUAUAGAAUUAGCUAAAGAUAUUGGUGAAAGAAUUGUUUCUACACCUGCUUGGGCAAUUAAAGGUACUAAAAAGCAUAUCCAAGAUAUAUUAAACGGUACAACACAUGAACAAGGUUUAAAGGAUAUUGCCGAAUAUAACUCAGUUAAUAUUACUCGUUCAAAAAUGAAAUUAUAA
This is a messenger RNA of Lodderomyces pseudojiufengensis, 804 nucleotides long. RefSeq lists its product as uncharacterized. Gene Ontology annotation, cellular component: mitochondrion. The record is from RefSeq and is a predicted model, not a curated record. The coding region runs from base 1 to 804 and encodes 267 amino acids. NCBI's taxonomy places the organism in Eukaryota, Fungi, Ascomycota, Pichiomycetes, Serinales, Debaryomycetaceae. The transcript has a single exon. Gene Ontology annotation, molecular function: delta(3,5)-delta(2,4)-dienoyl-CoA isomerase activity.